Molecule: messenger RNA, 2927 nt
Organism: Solanum lycopersicum (tomato)
Lineage: Eukaryota; Viridiplantae; Streptophyta; Magnoliopsida; Solanales; Solanaceae
Gene: NRC4c
Product: putative late blight resistance protein homolog R1A-3
Biological process (GO): defense response to other organism
Molecular function (GO): ADP binding
Source: RefSeq, a predicted model, not a curated record
AUGUUUUGUGUUGAUUGAUUCUAGAUAUGGCAGAUGCAGCGGUGAACUUUCUGUUGGAGAACUUGUUGCAGCUGUUAAGUGAUCAUAUAAAUCUGAUUCAUGGAUUAGACGAUGAAUUCAACAGUCUGUUAGAAGAAGUUCAACGCCUCAAAGUGUUGGUUGACGAUGCUUGUAAAUUCCAAAACGAUAACGAUACUUCAAUGGUGAAGGAGGUUCAAAUAAUUAUACACAGAGUUGAGGAUUUAACUGAUAAAUUUUUGGUUCAAGCAAAGCUACACCAACAAGGGAGUAUAGCCAAAAGAUUUCAUAGCACAAUAAUUAGCGAUUUUGCAAUUCAAAUCAGAAAAAUCAAUGACGAUCUCAAGAUAUUCCAUCAAAAUAAUAAACAAGCUUUUACCACUAACAUAACUGUUCACAUUCCUAAAAUAACCCAACGAAUAACCCAGGGUGAGGAUGAUGAAGUGGUGGGUUUUGAUGAGGAAGCUCAGCAAGUGAUGAAACGACUUGUUGAAGGACCGAACUGUCUGGAUAUUAUCCCAGUGGUGGGUAUGCCCGGACUUGGAAAAAGCACACUAGCAAGAAAAAUCUACAAUGAAUUUGAGUUUUCAUAUGAAUUUUUCAGCAUUGUUUGGGUUUAUGUUGGUCGCGAAUACAAAAUAAAGGAUACUUGUGUUCGGAUUCUGAAAUGCUUCGAAAAAAGCAUAGAAGAAGAUGUCAUGAAUGGGGAUGUGGAUGCAUUAGGUAAGGCAAUAAGAGAUGCGAUACGAGACAGAGGAGGGAGAUGUCUUAUUGUUUUAGAUGAUGUGUGGGAAGCAGAAGUUGUUGAUGUUGUAAAGAGAGUUUUGCCGGGAAACAAUAAGGGGCAUCGGAUCAUGAUGACAACGCGUCACGCGAAUCUGGCUUCCUAUGCUAAUCCAGGUCCUUAUUAUAUGAAACCAUUGCAUGCAGAACAAAGUUUUGAAUUGUUGGUAAAUAGAGCUUUUGGCAAUGGAAACUCAUGUCCUGUUGAGUUUGUUGAACUUGGACAAAGCAUUGCACAUAAAUGCAACGGAAUACCACUUCAAAUAGUGCUGAUUGCAGGAAUAUUAAGAGGUCUUACAGACAGAAGAUACUGGGAAAGGGUUGACAAGAAUUUGUCACAAUUAUAUCAUCUUUAUGAUGAAGAGGAUAAAUAUCGUGGUGUAUUUGUAGAGAUGAGUUACAAUCAUCUGCCUCAAGACGUGCAGACGUGCUUUUUAUACUGUGGUGUCUUUCCUCAGGGAUUUGAUAUCCCUGCCUGGAAAUUGAUUCGUUUGUGGAUAGCGGAAGGGUUGAUAAAGCCCCAACAGUCGCCAUACACUCUUGAGGAGAUAGCAGAGUUUUAUCUGAACCAUCUCGUUCAAAGGAAUUUAGUGAUAUUGUCCCAAAAGAGGUCUGAUGGUCAAAUAAAAACAUGUCGUCUUCACGACCUAUUGCAUGAGUUUUGCAGAGACGAAGCUAGUAAGAAAUGGCUUUUUCAACAUGUACGUCCAACACCUGAUCAUCAUAACUAUCUUCGUUCUAUACAGGACUUAGAUGCUUGCCGUAGAUUGUCUAUUCAACCAUCUGAUAUCUCUGAAUUUCUCUCCACAAAACCUUUUGCAGAACAUGUAAGAUCUUUCUAUUGUUUUUCCUCAAAACAAAAGCCAAUCAACUUGUCUACUAUGGAAACCAAAUUCAUUCACAAUGCAUUUCCACUUAUUAGAGUCGUGGAUGUUGAAUCUAUCAAUUUUAAAUUCUCCCCAUACUUCAACCAAUUAUUUCAUUUGAGGUAUAUUGCUAUCUCGGGUGACAUUAAGGCCCUUCCUCCGCCCUUUGGUAAUUUCUGGAAUUUACAAACUCUUAUAAUCAAUACAAGUACCUCAGAGCCCACUCUUGACGUAAAAGCAGACCUAUGGAACUUGUUACAGUUGAGGCAUCUCCACACCAACAUACCUGCAAAAUUGCCAUCCCCGACUACCACGACAGGUAAACCUUCUUGUCUACAAACUCUUUCCAUGGUUGCACCAGAAAGUUGCGAGGAACAAGUGCUAGCAAAGGCGUGUAAUGUGAAAAAAUUGAGCAUUCGAGGGCAAAUGGAGGCUUUUCUUGGUGCUUACAAGGGUGGUAUCAACAAUCUUGAAGAGCUUAAGCGCCUGGAACAUUUAAAACUGUUGAAUGAUGUUCCUCAUUACAUGAAUAAAACAGUUCAACUUCCUGCAACAUUCUUCAGACUUGUACGUACUGUGAAGAAGUUAACUUUGAGAAACACAAGGUUUUCAUGGAGUGAGGCAGAAAAAUUAGGGCAAUUGGAAUCCCUUGAGGUUCUAAAGUUGAAAGAAAAUGCAUUCGUGGGUGAUACUUGGAAGCCGGAGUUGGGAGGUUUUUGCAAACUCCGGGUAUUGUGGAUCGAGAGGGCAGAAUUAGAAACUUGGGAGGCGUCUAAUCUUAACUACCCCAUCCUUAGGAACCUUGUUCUUGUCUCUUGUGAUAAGCUCAACGCUGUACCAGUUGAGCUGGCUGAUAUACCUAAUCUUCGCGAGAUGAAGUUGGAGAACACAAUCAAAGCGGUCAAAUCUGCAAAAGAUAUACUGGAACGUAAGAAAUCUAAAGACGAAAAAUUCAAGUGCAGCAUAUUCCCUCGUGAUGCUGAUCACAGUGAAGUUGAAAGGAGAGAACUUUGAGAUUGAGCUUUCUCAAAGCAAGCCAGGGAUCAUCACACAAAUAGCUAGCGGAGAGUAUUUCAAAUAAGGCUAACUCUGUUGCAUUUCGAGUUCCCCCUUUGUGUGGAAGCCACAGACAAAUAACUGUUUUGCAUCUUAUCCUAUUUUGUUAUGGUUGUAUUUGCUUUGUUUUCAUUUGUGUAAAUAAUCUAUUGUAAGUUUCUUUUGCAAUACUAGUUUGAAUCGUGAAAUAUGCAGUGUUAUUGA